Brassica napus (rape) is the source of this 785-nucleotide messenger RNA. Its product is annotated as tyrosine--tRNA ligase 2, cytoplasmic-like. Gene Ontology annotation, biological process: tRNA aminoacylation for protein translation. The coding region runs from base 1 to 717 and encodes 238 amino acids. NCBI's taxonomy places the organism in Eukaryota, Viridiplantae, Streptophyta, Magnoliopsida, Brassicales, Brassicaceae. Gene Ontology annotation, molecular function: ATP binding; tyrosine-tRNA ligase activity. The record is from RefSeq and is a predicted model, not a curated record. The transcript has 8 exons.
AUGGUAGGACUUGAUAGAAGACACAGAAGUAUAUCUAGAUUCACACAAUACUUCAUUAACGCUAGGGGAGAUGAGUACUGGCCUCUUGUGAUGGACAUUGCCUGCAGAAACAGUCUCGCCAAAAUAAAACGGUGUAUGCCUAUUAUGGGUCAUAGUGAGACAGAUGAGCUCAGUGCAGCUCACGUUCUGUAUGUAUGUAUGCAAUGUGCCGACCCUUUGUUCCUAGAGGCAGAUAUUUGCCAGCUUGGGAUGGAUCAGCAAACAGUGAAUCUGCUAGCAAGAGACUACUGUGAUGAGACUGAGAGGGGGAACAAACCUGUCAUCUUGUCUCACCAUAUGCUUCCGACAAAGAUGUCUAAGAAUGAUCCUUCAUCUGCCAUCUUCAUGGACGAUGAUGAGGGUGAAGUUAAUAGGAAGAUAAAAAAGAAAGCUUACUGCCCUCCGAAGAUUGUGGAAGGUAACCCAUGCCUGGAAUACGUCAAAUACAUCAGUCUACCAUGGUUCAAUGAGUUCACUGUCGAACGAGAUGAAAAACACGGUGGUAACAAGACCUUCGAUAACUUUGAAGACAUUGCUGCUGACUAUGAGAGCGACAAGUUGCACCCUAUGGAUCUGAAGAACGCUCUGUCGAAAGCAUUGAAUAAUAUACUGCAAGUGAGUAUUUCUUUCUAUAACAACAAUACCGUUAUAGUAUUAGCAAACGUUUCUUUUGUAUAGUUUUUUUUUUUUGGGACAACUUUAAUCUGUGUUUUACGCAUAUUGCAGCCUGUCCAUGAUCAUUUCAA